AUGAAAAUUGGCGGUGACGCAGCGGAGUCUGUUCCUGGAGCAGCACCAACUGUGCUUCACACGAUCGUGUUGUGGAUCAAACCACGCACCUGGGUUAAGGCAGUUGACGAAAACGGUUAUAAACUGUUCUUUGGGAACACGAAUGGAGAUGCCGGGCAAAUAAUAUAUUCGCCAGCCUUGAACGUGCGUGUUUGCCGGAGCUUUAGUUUGGAUGUUUGUGUUCUCGAUUCUCGCAUCCGACAGGUCAAGCCUGAGAUACCUCAAGCUUGCAGAUAUGUGCGGCUCGGUCAAUUCAAGAUGACCGAGAAGUAG
Messenger RNA from Penicillium soppii, 312 nucleotides. RefSeq lists its product as uncharacterized. The record is from RefSeq and is a predicted model, not a curated record. The coding region runs from base 1 to 312 and encodes 103 amino acids. The transcript has 2 exons. NCBI's taxonomy places the organism in Eukaryota, Fungi, Ascomycota, Eurotiomycetes, Eurotiales, Aspergillaceae.